Molecule: messenger RNA, 360 nt
Organism: Stereum hirsutum FP-91666 SS1
Lineage: Eukaryota; Fungi; Basidiomycota; Agaricomycetes; Russulales; Stereaceae
Exons: 5
Coding region: 1-360 (119 amino acids)
Biological process (GO): mitochondrial electron transport, NADH to ubiquinone
Source: RefSeq, a predicted model, not a curated record
AUGUCUGCCUCGCCAUUUACGUCCGCACAUCGACUCUAUGUCAAGUCAUUGUACAAGCGCAUGCUGAAGCUCGAGCAGGACUGGGCGAUUCAGUAUACGCUGUUCAGGCCCAGGGCGUUGGCUGUUAGGGCCCAAUUUGAGGCGAACAGGAACGUUUCCGAUCCUCGAGCACUUGCUCAAAUUCUUGCAAAGGCAGAGGCCGAUCUCGAGACCAGAAGACACCCUGAUCCUUACAUCCCCGGCCUGAUGCCCGACGGCAACAAAUGGGAACGUAAUGCACCGCCCCCCAUGGAACCCAUCUUCGACCACCUCGCCCACCACGAAGAGCACGCCGACGGAGAGGCGCACGCGGCCCACUAG